Molecule: messenger RNA, 2012 nt
Organism: Acaromyces ingoldii
Lineage: Eukaryota; Fungi; Basidiomycota; Exobasidiomycetes; Exobasidiales; Cryptobasidiaceae
Exons: 3
Coding region: 72-1886 (604 amino acids)
Source: RefSeq, a predicted model, not a curated record
CUUGUGUUUCCUCAUUCACCCCAUUUUCGCUUUCUUUAGAGGUCGCACGCAUCGCUGUGCAUCUAGCGACGAUGCACCCACCCCGGCGCUUCGUGCUUCUCGUCCUAUCGCUCGUCUAUGCAGCACAAGUCUCUCAUUCGGCUUCGACAUCUGCGCCCCAGUCCUCGUUGCGUACACACGACCAUGCGGCACUGUCGAUGAUGGCGCCUCUGGCCGAGGGUGCUCCCAGUGCGCAGACUUCGCUCCUCGAUCGCAUUGGCCGCCUCUUCGACUCGUGGAUCCCCUCCGAUGGGGACAUGACCACCGGUGAAGGCGGUGGCGGCUUUUUUGGUGGGGACAGCGCCACAUUCGCUUGGGGUGGCAGCACGCUCGAGGUAGUGAAAACGCAAGCGACCUACCUCACUCGACCAGCCGCCUUUGGACCAAGGAUCACGUCUGACGAUGGACUCCGUGGCGCAUUGCUGCCCAUGAGUGACUUUUAUCGGGACUUGUCCCACGACAGCCAAAGUAGGACCCCUUCUAGAAGUUCCUCAGCAGCAUCACUAGCGGACAAUCACGGAUGUCCUUACAAGGAUGGGCCGGGGUGGCGCGAUCAGGACUUUGACGAUGACGACGAUGAUGAUGAAGACGGCAGAGAUGUCGGCCGCAGUGUCCUUUCCGAUGUACACAAUGCUAAGAAGGGUCCUACACCGCCCAAGGACUGGAUCGCCCUCGUCGAGCGCGGCGGCGGCUGUGCGUUCAUUGCCAAGGUCCGCGUCGCACAGGCGCUCGGCGCCACGGCCGUCGUUGUGGGAGAUGCGCCGAGCCCCGGCUACGAAAAGGGACCUGGCAACGAUCCGGGCGAGGACAGCGAUCCUGGCCUGAGUGGUCGAUUGGUGACGAUGUUUGCGCCUGGCGACACGCGCGACAUCCAGAUCCCCAGUGCCUUUGUGACGCGGCCCAGCUACUUGGAUCUCACGCGGCUUAUCGAGGAGAUGGACAAGGAGCGAAGCGAGCAGCAGAGGCAAGAGUGUCGUGCUGCAAAGGGCAAAGCAAAAGAAGAAGCGUGCAAGGACCCGAUGGCAAGAGACGGCAGGCGAGGCGGGCUCGAGGUCGUCUUGGGAAGGGAUGAUAUUAUGUGGGAGUGGCCUCUGAUCGAUCUGGCUUUCAUCCUGCUCCUACUCCCGUCCUUUAUGACCAUCACGACCAUCAUCGUGCACCGAAUCCGACUCGCGCGUCAGAGGAGAAAGGAAAGGGCACCGGAGCCUGUCGUUCUCGGAUUGCCUUGCCUGAUUUGGCGGGGAAAUGGCCAGCCAUGGGAAAAGAUCGAAGGGGUUGUCAACAAUGCCGGUGAGGGGGCUGCUUCUCCAAACGGCUCGCCAGCCUCGGCUUCGUCUUCUGCCUGCGAACAGUCAGCACUCGCCGAAGCAGACGUGGAGCGAGGGACAGGUGGGCAAGUCGAGCUCGACACCGUCGGAGACGACCGAGACGACGGCGAGGCUGCUCCCGGACCCUCUAGGCAAAUUCUCAAGACUACACCCAUCCCUCCUCCUCCGCCGACAAACCACCAUUCUUUCCUGCCUCCCGGACGAUCGUACUACAGCUGCGACGAGUGUGCAAUCUGCCUUUCUGAAUUUGUUGACGGCGACAAGGUGCGCGUUCUGCCUUGUGGUCAUGUCUUUCACCUGCCCGAGAUCGACUCGUGGCUGCUCAAGGUUCGCAAGCUGUGUCCGAUCUGCAAGCGCGACAUCACGGUCCCUGUGCCUCCCACUCCCCCAGCACCGGCGCUUCAUGAACCCUCUGCUUCUUCCUCGAUUCCUUCUCCCUCGACAGCACCAACCCCACACCAUGACAUUGAGCCGGAUGAGUCGAUGCCAUUGCUUGGCCCAUCCUCUUCUCGCUCAUGAUGCUACUCUUCUCUCUUUCUCUCUUCGUGUAUUUUUCUUACAGAUCAUUCUUUCUUGAGUGAUUCUACGUGUAGCUUCUGUCCAUUCCCAAUCCACAUCAUCACCUUUCAACAUGCUUUUUCACGA